GCCAGAAACGCAUCUUCAACAAAUGCCUCAUGGAUCCAGGCGCGGACAUCAUCGUCUGCGACGAGGGUCACAUUCUCAAGAACGACUCUACGGCGAUCUCAAAGGCAAUGAACAAGGUGACGUCGAAGCGUCGUGUUGUGCUCACAGGCACACCACUUUGGGCGACAGAACAAUCCUGACCGAGUAUCGCUGCAUGCUUCAGUUUGUGAAGCCGAACCUUCUAGGAACGCGCAAGGAGUUCCAGAACCGCUUUGCGAACCCGAUCAAAUCGGGCCAGCACUCGGACAGCACGCCAUACGACGUGAAGCUGAUGAAAAAACGCGCGCACAUUCUACACGACCUGCUCGCCGGCUGUGUACAGCGGCGCGACUACAGCGCGCUGACCAAGUUCCUACCGCCGAAGACAGAGUUUGUCAUCUCAGUGCGGCUCUCCGAGGUGCAGAUCGCUCUCUACAGCAAGUACAUGCGUCUGAACGGGCACAGCAACGAGGAGCUGUCCACUCCGCUGAAGAACGUCGGAGCGACGUUGUUUCAGGACUACCACCACCUCAUGUGCAUCUGGAGCCAUCCGUGGAUGCUGAAGCUGAAGCAGAUACGCGAGGAGAAGAGGGCGAUGAUGACAAACUGGGACGACGACUCAGAUGGAAGCAUUGAUGAUGAGGAUGAUACGGAGGCUGAGGACUCGCCCAACUCUGACCACAGCGACGUGAUUGAACUCGACAGCGACGGCAGCGAGACGAAGAAGCAGAAAAACAAACGAUCGAACGGCGGAAGCGCCGAAGAGUUAGCACGCAGGGCAAUUCCGACGACGAUCCGGUUCCCGGUUACGAGCGACAAGUCGACAGCCAGUGCCACUUCGUUGAACGAAGGUAAUGCUUUGCAUUCCUGUGAUGCAGAUGAAAGUCUGUGCAGGCCAUCGCCGACAAGUGCAAGUGCUUCAUGUCAUCCCUGUGUCGAGAUGAAAACAACGUUCGCGCAGGCCAUCGCGCAAGUCUGUGCGAGGCCAGUCGGCGGACAUCAGCGUGUAAGUGUGUUCGACAUCCCUGGGUGCCAAGGUCUCGCAUUCCCGAUCUAG
Priapulus caudatus is the source of this 1075-nucleotide messenger RNA. RefSeq names its product transcriptional regulator ATRX homolog. Gene Ontology annotation, molecular function: ATP binding; ATP-dependent chromatin remodeler activity; ATP hydrolysis activity. Lineage: Eukaryota; Metazoa; Priapulida; Priapulimorpha; Priapulimorphida; Priapulidae. Bases 23 to 1075 code for a protein of 350 amino acids. The record is from RefSeq and is a predicted model, not a curated record. Gene Ontology annotation, cellular component: nucleus. The transcript is spliced from 11 exons.